Messenger RNA from Maylandia zebra (zebra mbuna), 4324 nucleotides. RefSeq names its product lysine (K)-specific demethylase 2Aa (gene kdm2aa). Gene Ontology annotation, molecular function: zinc ion binding; protein binding; DNA binding. NCBI's taxonomy places the organism in Eukaryota, Metazoa, Chordata, Actinopteri, Cichliformes, Cichlidae. The record is from RefSeq and is a predicted model, not a curated record.
UGAGUGGCACAGCUGUAGUCCAAUGAAAGGGUCGUGGGCAUGAGUGUGAAUGGUCCAGUGUCCGUUUGUGGGCGGGGUAUAGUGAAAAUGGCGGCUGUUCGGAGAAGGAACUAACUUUAUUACCAUGCUAGGACUAAAGCAAGUAAUAGUGCCAGCUUCUUGUUGUUUUUUUAAAUGUUGAUAGCCGUUCCGGAGUCAUGUCGUUUUGUCUCUGUAGGGUAGUGACAGGGCAGCUACGUAAGCUAGAGAGGAGUGUGGCUGUUAAAAACCAGAUAAAGAAGCUCGAACAUUAAACCGUCCUGUCGGAUUUUCUAAACGCCAGCGAGUCCGGCUCUGUAUGCGACUAAAUUGUAAGAAGUCGGUGAAUUAGAGGUAGGCAGCGAGCCCUGCCAGGACAGCACAGUGACGGCUCCUGUGGGACCAUCGCUGCCCACUGGUGUCUGUAGUGGCACUCCGGACCCGCCUUUGGUUCCAUGAAUGAAAAUGGAUGAUUCCAAACCGCGCUGCAGCAAAAGACUGCGUGCUCGUAACCAGCAGCGUUACCAUGAUGAUGGCAUCUCAGAUGAGGAGAUUGAUGGGAGGAGGAUGUUUGACCUGGAGGAGAAGGUUAACAGUGAGAGGUUCAGCUCUGACCGAGUGCUUCGCAUGGAUGGAAAAGACUUUACAUACGCAUUCAUUCAGAGAGGUGGUCUGAGGGACCCCGUCGUUUUUGAGAAGCCUGAUGGACUGGGAAUCAAGAUGCCAGAUCCUGACUUCAGCGUCAAUGACGUCAAGAUGUUUGUCGGUAGCAGACGCAUGAUAGAUGUGAUGGAUGUGAGCACUCAGAAGGGGACCGAGAUGUCCAUGGCCCAGUGGACACGUUACUAUGAGACCCCCCCGUGUCAGAGAGAGAAGCUCUAUAAUGUUAUCAGCCUGGAGUUCAGCCACACCAAACUGGAGAACUGGGUCAAGAGGCCUGCCACAGUCGAUCUGAUCGACUGGGUGGACAACAUGUGGCCUCGGCAUCUGAAAGAGAGACAGAGAGACUCGACUAACUCUAUCAAUGACAUGCAGUACCCCAAAGUACAGAAGUACUGUCUGAUGAGUGUUGAGGGCUGCUACACAGACUUCCACAUCGACUUCGGUGGGACUUCAGUAUGGUACCACAUACUGAGAGGGAGCAAGGUGUUUUGGCUGAUUCCUCCGACUCCUCAGAACCUGGAGCUCUAUGAGAACUGGGUACUGUCAGGGAAACAAGGAGAUGUGUUCUUGGGAGACAGAGCGUCUGACUGCCAGAGGGUUGAACUGAAGCGGGGCUGCACCUUCAUCAUACCCUCAGGUUGGAUUCAUGCCGUUUACACCCCGGUGGACUCGAUGGUCUUUGGAGGAAACUUCUUGCACAGCUUUAACAUCCCCAUGCAGCUCAACAUCUGUAGCAUAGAGGACAGAACGCGGGUUCCAGCGAAGUUUCGUUACCCCUUCUACUAUGAGAUGUGCUGGUACGUGCUGGAACGCUACGUCUUCAGCCUGACGAAGACCUCCUACCUCACCCCAGAGUUUCAGAAACACUCCCUGGGCAUUGGUCUGAAGAAUCUGUGUGGCUCAGAUCCAGUCAGUGAGCAGCUGAAGACUGAGGGGGAGGGUGUUGGCAGUGAGGAAGACUCUGAGAAGCUUCCACUUAAGGUCCACCUGACCCCCCUUGAACUGGAGGGACUCUGGAACCUGCUGGGUAAACUGGAAGCUCUGCCCUCUAACAAGAAGUGUGUCCCAGCAGGGAUACACAACGCCCCGGCGCUCAUCACACACAUCAAGGCACUACUGAAGGAGCACGCUAAUGACAAUCCCAGCAUGUCGUACACAGGACGGCCCAUCGUCAGGUGGCCGAAGAGGCCAUCAUGGUACCAACCUCCUCCCCCUCCCCCACCACCACCUCGCCCUAAACUGUCCUCCACUCCCAUCACUCCACGACCUCAAAAACCAGCGUCUUCCAUGUCCGUGUUGAGACGGCGCAGGGUCAGGUGUAAACGCUGUGAAGCCUGUAUGAGACCUGAGUGUGGAGACUGCAACUUCUGCAGAGACAUGAAGAAGUUUGGAGGCCCAGGGAAGUUAAAGCAGACCUGUGUCCUACGACAGUGUCUCUCUCCGGGCCUGCCUCUGUCUGCGGUGUGUGAGAUCUGCAAAGAGCCCAAUCAGGAGGAGACCGGAGACCCCUCCCUCACUCUGAUGGAAUGCUCCAACUGUGCCCAGAUCGUCCACCCUGCCUGCCUCACAGUUCAGGGGGAAGGCGUGGUGAAUAAAGACCUCCCGAGCUGCUGGGAGUGCCCGAAGUGUGUGCAGGGCAUCACUGAUCCAGAGCAGCCUAAAGGUGACCGAGGUGACAGCCUUCCACUGAAAAGGAAGUCCUCCUCUCUGCUUGACGCUCGUAUGGCUAAGAUCUACAGACGCCAGCGCCACAGCCGCGAUGGAGAAGACUCCGUCAGUGACGAUGACGAUGAAGCCUCUCAGAGAAGAAAGAUGGCACUUCACGCUCGGGGUGGGACUCACUCUUCCAAGAGGGCCUUUGGCGCUAACAGGAGAGGCCUGCUGAGAGGAGGCUCGACCCACAGAGGCAGCAGAGCCGGGCUCGUGAGUCCGGGAUCAUCUUCUGUCCUCAAGCUCAAGCGAGGGGUUGGCAUGAGGGACGCUGGACGCCGAGGACGAGGGGUCAGGUUGCGCGGAGGUUCCAGAAUGCAGCGAAGAGGAGAUGAGUCUGACGAAUCUGACGAGGACGACGAUGACGACGAGGAUGAUGACGACGAGGACGAGGACGACGAUGAUGAUGAAGAGGAUGAGGAAGAGGAGGACAGCGAGGACGGAGAUAAAGAACAGCAUCGUCGACACAGGAGACGGCGCAGGACCGAUGAUGAUGAGGAUGAAGACGUAGACAGCGAGGGGCAGUUUGACCCUGAAGAGGAGGAGAUGGACACUCUGGAGGAUGAUGAGGAGGAAGAGGUGGAGGAGGAAGGCCGCUGGGAUUCGGACCCAGAACCUCCGGUCCUGCUGGUGUCUGAUCUGAGCGAUGACCUGCUGAGUGGCUCCUACCUGACGGUGACUCUACAGCGCCCCAACAAGGCCAAGAGACAGUGUGGCUCCAUAGUUCCAAAGCUGGAAGCAGCCAUGGGCCCGAGGACUGCUGCAGGGCAGCAGGGCUUUAUUCAGAGAAAGGGCGCUCUGUCCAAACCUGCACGGCUCAGGUGCACAGACCCCGCGGCUGACAGCAUAACCCCACGAGGACCCGGCAGGCCUCGCCUGCGUGGUAGCCGUGGUGAGAGAGGCGCUCGAACUCGCUCCGCGUCUUCUUCAGAGGAAGAGGAAGCUGCUGCUCACCCUGCGUCCUCCACCCUGUCUUCUCCAUCGUUGCCGUCUCUGCUCUCCUUUAAGGAUGUGGGCAAUGAGAGAGGCGGGGAGAAGGAGGUCUGGGUGUCUGUGUUCAGAUACUUGAACAGAGCUGAGCUGCUGGCCUGCAUGACUGUCUGUAAGGCCUGGUACAAGUGGAGCUGUGACAAACGUCUGUGGAGCCACUUGGAUGUGAGUCGGUGCAACCCGCUCAGCAAUCAGGCCCUCGCAGGCAUUGUCAAACGACAGCCCACCUCUCUGGACCUUUCCUGGACGCCCAUGGCCAAGAGACAGCUGAACUGCCUGCUAACGAGACUCCCAGGUCUGAGAGAGCUGAGUGUGACUGGUCUGCCCUGGUCCUGUCUGUCGGCAAUGGUUUCUCCCACUCUGCCCCAUCUACGGCUGCUAGACCUGCGCUGGUGCGACGGCGUCACAGACGCCCAGAUUAAAGAGAUCGUCACGCUGCCUGGUUUGGAGUCAUCCCGCAGCAGACUGAGGAACAUGGUGACGCUCCGCCUGUCCGGUCUGGACAUCACUGAGUCCACUCUGAGGCUCCUGCAGCGCCACAUGCCGCAGCUGGAGAGGCUGGACCUGGCUCACUGCAAGGAUUUAACAGACUCCUCGGUCGCCCUGUUGGCAGCAGCUGGGACUCACACACGCAAUAACCUCACCGAGCUCACGCUGGCAGGCUGCAAUGAGCUGACCGAUGGCUGCCUGUCCUAUCUGAAGCGCCUCUCCUCUCUGACCCUGCUCGACCUCAGAGGCUGUAAAGGCGUCAGCAGACGAGCCUGCGACGCCUUCAUCUCCGACCUGUUCCACGUAGCUGUCUACUGCAUGAUGGAGGAGAAACUCAUCCAGCGCCUGGAUUAACAUGAGCACACACUAAACACAAACAUUUUAUUUAUGAUCACACAAGCUGCCGACGUUGGACUGAAGCAUUAAAGCUGCCAAAAAGGCUGCCUUCAAGUCC